AUUUUUUAAUUUUUGUCUACUCUCUUUCACUUAUUUCUUCUUCGCUUACACUCCAAGCUCCAAAAUUAAGGUUCCUAAUUCAGUAAGUAAUAUUAAAACCAAAACUCAGAACCAACUCACUCACCAUAGUGAUGAUGAUCAAUACGGUGGUGCUAUUCACCGUUUUGGUGGCUGUGAUUCAUGUAGUGAAUUCAGAGUACAUAGAAUACAACAUCACACAGAGGAUUAUCCCAGACAAAAUAAACGUGCACUUGGUUCCUCACUCACAUGAUGAUGUUGGUUGGCUUAAGACCGUUGAUCAGUACUACGUUGGAUCCAACAACUCCAUUAGAGGUGCAUGUGUGCAGAACGUGCUUGAUUCUGUUAUAUCAUCACUCUUGGAGGAUCCAAAUCGCAAGUUUAUCUAUGUUGAAAUGGCAUUUUUCCAGAGAUGGUGGAGGCAGCAAAGUAAAGCUAAGAAACUUAAAGUCAAAGAUCUUGUCAACUCGGGUCAGCUCGAAUUCAUAAAUGGUGGUAUGUGCAUGCAUGACGAGGCCACCCCGCAUUACAUUGACCUGAUUGAUCAGACCACUCUUGGGCAUCAAUUUAUCAAAGAUGAGUUUGGUAAGAAUCCAAGAGUUGGCUGGCAGAUUGAUCCGUUUGGCCAUUCUGCAGUUCAGGCUUACUUGCUUGGAGCUGAGCUAGGAUUCGAUUCACUCUUUUUUGCUAGAAUUGAUUACCAAGAUAGAGCCAAACGAUUAAAGGAGAAAACUCUAGAGGUUGUUUGGCAAGGUUCCAGGUCCCUUGGUUCUUCUUCACAAAUAUUUACUGGGAUAUUUCCCAGGCAUUAUGAUCCUCCUGAUGGAUUCACGUUUGAGAUAAAUGAUGUUUCCCAACCUAUUCAGGAUGACGUUCUACUGUUUGACUAUAAUGUUGAAGAAAGAGUCAAUGACUUUGUAUCUGCUGCCUUGGCUCAGGCUAAUGUGACCAGGACGAAUCACAUAAUGUGGGCAAUGGGGACAGACUUCCGCUAUCAAUAUGCUAAUUCAUGGUUUAGGCAGAUGGAUAAGUUUAUUCACUAUGUCAAUCAGGAUGGUCGAGUCAAUGCAUUGUAUUCAACACCAUCUAUCUACACUGAUGCAAAAUAUGCAGCUAAUGAGCAGUGGCCUCUUAAAAUUGAUGAUUUCUUCCCGUAUGCUGAUCAUCCAAAUGCAUAUUGGACUGGUUAUUUUACAAGUAGGCCAGCUUUAAAGGGUUACGUGAGAACAAUGAGUGGUUAUUAUCAGGCAGCAAGGCAGUUGGAAUUUUUUAAAGGGAGGAAUGAAUCAGGACCAAAUACCGACGCAUUAGCUGAUGCUUUAGCGCUUGCUCAGCACCAUGAUGCUGUUAGUGGGACAGAAAGACAGCAUGUUGCUGCUGAUUAUGCAAAGCGGAUUUCAAUAGGCUAUGACGAGGCAGAAAGCUUGGUUGCAUCUGUACUUGCUUUAUUGGUAAACCAAAAAUCAAGUUCGCAUGUGAUAAACCCAGUAACAGGCUUCCAGCAGUGCCCUCUCCUUAAUAUAAGCUACUGUCCUCCGUCAGAAGCUACCUUGGCUAAUGGAAAAAGCAUGGUGAUUGUUGUUUACAAUCCUCUUGCUUGGAAGAGGGAGGAAGUGAUUCGAAUUCCUGUUUCCACUGCAGAGGUUUUUGUCCAGGACUCUUCUGGGAAGGAAAUUGAGUCUCAGCUUCUGCCUAUAUCUAAUAUCACUUUGAGCAUAAGAAAAAAAUAUGUCAAAGCAUAUGUAGGAACAGCCCCUGCUGGGGACCUCAAGUAUUGGCUUGCAUUUCCAGUAUCGGUACCUCCCAUUGGUUUCGGCACCUAUGUAGUAUCAAGUCCUAAACAUACGGGUCAUAUUUCAACUAUCUCAACGGAGUUCAGAUCAGAAGAAAGUACUAAUAAUAGCAUAGAAGUUGGACAAGGGAAUUUAAAGCUGCUUUAUUCUGCAGAUGAAGGAAAAUUGACUCAGUAUGUUAACAAUAGAAAUCUAGUUACAACAUCAGUUGAACAAUCAUACAGCUUUUAUUCUGGAUACGUUGGGGAUGAUAAAGAUUCUCAGGCUUCUGGGGCAUACGUCUUCCGUCCAAAUGGCUCGUUUCCCAUUAAAUCUGAUCAGCAGGCAUCUUUUACUGUCCUGCGUGGUCCGAUAUUGGAUGAAGUACAUCAACAGAUCAAUCCAUGGGCAUCUCAGAUUGUGAGGAUAUAUAAGGAAAAGGAGCAUGCUGAAGUUGAGUUCACAAUUGGGCCUAUACCUGUGGAUGAUGGCCUUGGCAAAGAAGUUAUUACUCAAUUUUCAACUACAAUGACGACCAACAAGACAUUCUACACAGAUUCUAAUGGACGUGACUUCAUUAAAAGGAUUCGAGAUUUCAGGACUGAUUGGGAUCUAGAAGUGAACCAACCCGUAGCUGGAAACUAUUACCCAGUUAAUUUAGGAGUAUAUUUGCAAGAUAGCGAUAUAGAACUCUCGGUCUUGGUGGACCGCUCAGUUGGGGGUUCCAGUUUGGUAGAUGGUCAAAUAGAGUUGAUGCUCCACAGGAGGAUGCUUCAUGAUGAUGUAAGAGGUGUUGGAGAGAUACUUAAUGAAACUGUUUGCAUUGCUGAUAAAUGUGAAGGCUUAACUAUACAAGGAAAACUGUUCCUUAGAAUUGACCGUAAAGGUGAGGGUGCUAAAUGGCGUCGUACACUUGGCCAGGAAUUAUAUUCACCGUUGCUGUUGGCUUUCACGGAGCAGGAUGAGGAUAAUUGGUUGCAUUCAAAAAAACCAACAUUUUCUGGCAUAGACUCUUCCUACAGUUUACCAAACAACACUGCUCUUCUAACUCUGCAGGAAUUUGGAAAUGGAAAAGUACUCUUAAGACUGGCUCACCUUUAUGAGGUUGGAGAGGACAAAGAUUAUUCGGUAACUGCAAAUGUAGAAUUGAAAAAACUUUUCCCUAACAAGAAGAUAAGUAAAGUGACAGAGAUGAGUUUGUCUGCCAAUCAAGAAAGAGCUGAAAUGGAAAAGAAGAGAUUAGUUUGGAAGGUAGAAGGCUCCAGUGAAGAGUCUAAGGUGGUGAGGGGAGGACCAGUUGAUCCUGCAAAGCUGGUUGUUGAACUUGUUCCAAUGGAAAUUCGGACAUUCUUUGUUGACUUUAAUCCCCUUCAAACAGUUCCUGCAGCAGAAAAGCAUGUAGCAAUCUAGCAAAUCAACCAACAGAGAAGCAUGUACGUUUUGUUGUUGUGAUGCUGAAAAUGACAUGUAUUUUCCAAAUUUGCUUGUAAAUAAAUAAGAAGCUUUUUAACUUGAGUGAUGGUGAAUAUAACUACAAGAGUUCUGCACAGAAAAACUUUCUAGAGGUUUUAAUCUUGUAAGUUAGGGUGUCCGUGAGUACAGGUCACCCUGUCAAUCCAAUGAUCUCAUCGAAUCGUUGAGUUUUUAUUAGUCCGUAACGAGUUUGACCAAAUCCAAACCAACACGAGUUUUCCGGUCCAAGUAGACCAUGCACCCAUGCAAUGAUGCAUGGCAGAGCUGUAUAGGAGAACAAUAAUGCUUGUCAUUUGUUAUGUCAUUGAAGUAUAUCAAGAUCAAUGUCUUUUAUUAAAAGUA
Messenger RNA from Medicago truncatula (barrel medic), 3605 nucleotides. Its product is annotated as alpha-mannosidase At3g26720. Gene Ontology annotation, biological process: mannose metabolic process. The transcript has 29 exons. Gene Ontology annotation, molecular function: carbohydrate binding; alpha-mannosidase activity. Lineage: Eukaryota; Viridiplantae; Streptophyta; Magnoliopsida; Fabales; Fabaceae. The coding region runs from base 132 to 3200 and encodes 1022 amino acids. The record is from RefSeq and is a predicted model, not a curated record.